AAGGCGGCCAUUUCUGCAAGCGUUGGCAGCACUGGUGGGAAUAAAAAAUGAAAGCUCAUUUUUUUCUCAAUAGAUUUGCAAAUCCGUGGCGGUUUUGUGUUUUGAUCGCGUGAAAGUCCGAGUUAAUUGAAGUUGUGCAGUAUUAAAAAUUCAUAAAAAUACAGGGUGACAAUGAACGCUAUACGACCGCGUUUAGUCACGUUUGACGUGACGGGAACUCUGCUCAUGACGGGGUUGGAGGUUCACUACUCGGAAGUAGGAUCGAGAUACGGGCUGUCGGUGGACCCUAGGAAAUUGGCGGGAAGUUUCAAACAGAACUUCAACAAACUGGCGGCGGAUCAUCCGGUGUUCGGAAAGCACACGGGACUUGGAUGGGAGAAUUGGUGGCGAACCAUAGUGCACAACGUUUUCCGAGAGCAAAACGAGCACACUUGCGAAAAGGCACUCGACAAGGUGGCGAGCACUUUGAUCGAAUGUUAUAGUACGAAUGAAUGCUGGCACAAGUAUCCCGACACGCUCAAUAUACUCGAUUACUUGAAGAAGAAGAAUGUCGUACUCGGCGUCAUAUCCAACUUUGAUGCUCGUCUAGAGUCUGUACUCGUCAGCACCGAAUUGCGCCCGUAUUUUUCUUUCGUUUUGUCCUCUUACGACCUUGGAACGGAAAAGCCGGAUCCAUUGAUAUUUGAAGAGGCUCUAAAAAUAACGAAACGUUAUUGCGAUAGAUCGGUUCUACCCCAUGAAGCCGUACACAUCGGAGAUACGUACGACAAGGAUUAUCUUGGUGCCAAAAACGCCAAAUGGAAUGCUAUACUGAUCAAACGUGAUGACAAAAAGCCAACUGAUAACACGAAACUACCUCAUCGCGACGUUUACCGUAGUCUCAACGAUCUCAAAAUUCACUUUGACAAAGUCUUUCGGUACGAGUCGACGGAAUCGCCUUAGCAAAUCAGUUUCACAUAUAACUAAAUAAUUCCAAGUCUCUUUGUCGUUGACUUGUUCCUCACUUGAGAAAUAAGUAAAUUAAACUAGAGUAAAUUUUUUUCGAUUGU
Molecule: messenger RNA, 1049 nt
Organism: Diprion similis
Lineage: Eukaryota; Metazoa; Arthropoda; Insecta; Hymenoptera; Diprionidae
Product: rhythmically expressed gene 2 protein-like
Exons: 1
Coding region: 172-942 (256 amino acids)
Source: RefSeq, a predicted model, not a curated record